AAUUACUUCCGUUGCCUUAUAUGAUAAAUAAAUUGCUAAACGCGUUCGCUGUUUUGUCAUUAUUAAUUUACUAAUAAAUUCAUUAUUUCCAAUGUUCAAACUUGGUUGAAACUGUACAAAUGGUGGCUACUCGUUACCUCACUCUGACCUCGGCUCGCCGGGGCUCUUGUUUUCAGAGACACCGAAACCCACCCACCCACCCACGCACGCACGCACGCUCGCUCGCUAUCUCUCCUUACUCCCAGCGUGACGUUUUCCCUGGCGCCCGGUUAGCUAGCUUCUAAGCUAGUUAGCUAGUUAGUUGUUGUACCUAGUUAAUUAACAGGGUUCACCGGAAUCGGUAAACGUUAGCUGUCGGUUUCGGUCAUGGACGACGAAAGCUACCCCAAGACCCUGUAUGUGGGAAACCUCUCCAGGGAUGUAACGGAGAUCUUGAUUCUGCAACUCUUCACCCAGAUCGGACCUUGCAAAAGUUGUAAAAUGAUCACAGAGCAUACAAGCAAUGACCCCUAUUGCUUCGUGGAGUUCUUUGAACACAGAGAUGCUGCUGCAGCUCUUGCAGCCAUGAACGGGAGGAAGAUACUAGGAAAGGAGGUCAAAGUAAACUGGGCCACCACUCCAAGUAGCCAGAAGAAAGACACAUCCAAUCACUUCCAUGUUUUUGUGGGAGAUUUGAGCCCUGAGAUCACCACCGAGGAUGUCAAGGCUGCAUUUGCACCUUUUGGGAAAAUCUCGGAUGCCCGUGUUGUGAAGGACAUGACGACAGGCAAAUCAAAGGGGUAUGGAUUUGUGUCCUUCUACAACAAACUGGAUGCAGAGAAUUCCAUCAUUAACAUGGGGGGACAGUGGCUUGGAGGACGCCAAAUCAGGACCAACUGGGCAACACGUAAACCACCAGCUCCAAAAAGUGUCCAGGACAACGGCUCAAAGCAGCUGCGGUUCGAUGACGUGCUGACUCAGUCCAGUCCACAGAACUGUACUGUGUACUGUGGAGGGAUCCAGUCAGGACUGUCAGAACACCUAAUGCGCCAGACCUUCUCACCGUUUGGUCAAAUAAUGGAAAUCAGAGUUUUCCCAGAGAAAGGAUACUCUUUCAUCAGGUUUUCCUGCCACGACAGUGCUGCCCAUGCCAUUGUUUCAGUAAAUGGCACGGCCAUUGAAGGACACAUAGUGAAGUGCUUCUGGGGCAAAGAAUCAACGGACGUAGCAAAGAAUCCACAGCAGGUUGAGUACGGUCAGUGGGGUCAGUGGAAUCAGGUCUAUGGGAAUCAACAACAACAACAGCAACACCAGCAGCAGCAACAACAACAACAACAACAACAGCAGCAGCAGCAGCAGCAGUAUGGGCAGUAUGUGACAAAUGGGUGGCAAGUUCCCUCCUACAGCAUGUACGGCCAGACGUGGAACCAGCAAGGAUUUGGAGUAGAGCAGUCCCAGUCACCAUCCUGGGUGGAGGGCUUUGGAUCCCAGUCAGGCCAGGCUGCGGCCCCACCCGCUCAAGUCCUGUCCAACCUGGCCAACUUUAGCAUGGCUGGCUACCAAACACAGUGAGCCGGCCCCCACCUAAGUGUAGAACCAAGAGGAUUUGGUCAACCCUUUUAGACACACAGCACUCUUUCAUCUGGGCAGACGCUGUGUUUGAAGAAGGCCAGGGGGCCAUAUUCACAACGCCUUUGUAGCUAAUCAUUGCUCCAAAAGCACCGGUUAAUUUAGAAAUAGUUAAUAUGAUCAUCACUUGUAGUUCUGUUAUGGAAAAGUGCUCUUGGGCCAACUGUCUUGGUCAAAGUAGACGUUAAAGGACACUCCAACCUUUUGAAUGUGUGGCCGUGUGAAACCAGACCCGGUGUGUGACGAAGGACUGAGUAGCCUUGGCUUGCUUACUGGACAGCCAUCAUUACACCUUUUUAAUGCCUCUGAUCUCACACUGGAUAAGUUAACCAAUGGGCCAAACCGUCAAAAAGUAAGUGUAGUCCUGCAAAAUGUAAUUGUUACCCUCCCGUAUUCCGAAUUUGAGCAAAACAUGUAGUCAUAAAAACAUAAAAGCCACGGUAUUUGUGAUGAGUUACAAGCCAUCAUAUUACAUCUCACUGGAACAAGACAAAGGAUUUAAAUCAUGUAAACAAUAUCCACUUUCAAAAUGCCAAUAUGUUUUUUUAAAUAUAGUGUUUGUUUGUUACAGACUUGUCAAAAAUGUUAGUUUACUUGUCAUACUUUCACUGCAUAUUUCUGUAAUUUUAUACAACAGAAUACAAAACUUCACUCAAGUCUUCAUGCAUUGCUUACAUUCAUUUUUAGGUUGGUUUGUCAAAUGGCAUCGAGUGAGUGUUAUUGGUUAUGAAUUUGUGCUACAAUCUGCACUGAGCCAGAAGAAUGAACCAACCUGCUAAAAGUUGGUCUGGGCUGAGCUUCAGCUCAUAGCUAGAAAUUCAUUCCCGUUUUGAUAUAUUAAUGAUAAAUGCGUAGUGAAUAGAGGCCCUGCCAUGAUAGUUUACCUUUCGGUACAUGUGAAAAGACUAUUUGUAUAAACAACUGUGGCUUUAAAGGAGAUUUCUGCAAACGUGGUGUCUCUUGGGUACAUUUUGUGUACAAAGAAAAUUGUCAUCUACACAACUCUAAAAGCAAAAAAAAGAAAGAAAAGAAAAGACGUUUCUUUUUGUAUCCGAGUGAUCAGCAUGUUAUUUGCAGACUUUUGAUUCAUUUUAGUUUCCACCUUAAUGUAACCUAUAUUUGACUCAUUUGUAGUCCUGUAUCUCUCAGUAAAGGCUUUAGCACCGGCCCCCUUGAUAAAGAAAAGCUUUGUAAAGUUCACGGGUUCUGAGGGCUGGAGAGGUAUUGAAUACUCCAUAUUGUGUCUCUUCCCCCCCCCCCUUUCGAUAACUAAUUACUUUAUAGUCAUGGCUUUCUAAUGGCUGUUAUUUUCUACAAAUAACAUUCAACCUAAUUUAGCACCUGAACCAACAACCCCUGAUGGUUUUUGCAUCACAAAUUAUUUAGUCACUUCCUUGACUUGGACACUAAAAGACAAAUUGUAACAUUAUUUAGGCUUACUGAUUUUUGGGAUGUUUUAUUUUUACGAAAGUGGAAGGGUGCCUAAACGUGUCAUUGAUUCGUUCAGGACAGCAGGCACUUUUUUUUUUUAGUGCAUCCUGACAUUUCUCAGUAUUUGCAGACUCGUUCCUCAUAUUCCAGGUAACGUAUUUUAUUUUUAAGUUGACCGGCAAAUUUUGACGAGGGUUCCUCAAAGAUGUCCUGCCAUUUGCGUGUGUGCCACAUCUGUACAGUAUAUCACACUCAGCCGACAACCUUGGUCAUGUUUUCGUUUGUUUAUUAAACCUGGGGGAUGUUUGUGUAAAAAAAAAAAAUAUAUGAGAUAUAGGGUCAUGUUGGCCAAGAGUAUAAAUAUCAACCGUAAUCACAAAUCUUCAUGAAACUUUAGAAAUAAUGUACAGACUGUAGGUAGAAAUGCCAUCAUUACAUUUCAGCAAUAUGAUUGAUGAAUAAGCCUUAAUUGAUGUGUCGGUAAAUUCAUACUUUGUGUUUAUUUACAGAGGCUCUAUUACAAACCUAAAUUCUUUGCCAUUGUGGAUUUUCCCAUUUCUCAGUUUGUGAGCAGGUGAUGUUGCAGCUUGAACUGCACGCUUAUGACAUGUAAUACAUUUGUUGCUUAAAAUAUUGAAUGUAAUGGCAAUUUGCUUUUAUGACAAUAAUACAUAUAAGCUGAAUAAUAUAAAUGAUGUUUAAUAAUAAAGGAUGAAAUCAAUUUUCCAUUAAAACGGGAAAAUAAGUGACUUAAAAUAAAGAAACAUUUGAACCUG
This is a messenger RNA of Cyclopterus lumpus (lumpfish), 3815 nucleotides long. RefSeq names its product TIA1 cytotoxic granule-associated RNA binding protein-like 1 (gene tial1). Gene Ontology annotation, cellular component: cytoplasmic stress granule. NCBI's taxonomy places the organism in Eukaryota, Metazoa, Chordata, Actinopteri, Perciformes, Cyclopteridae. The transcript has 12 exons. The record is from RefSeq and is a predicted model, not a curated record. Gene Ontology annotation, biological process: cytoplasmic stress granule assembly; nuclear-transcribed mRNA catabolic process, nonsense-mediated decay; regulation of mRNA stability. Gene Ontology annotation, molecular function: mRNA binding; DNA binding. The coding region runs from base 367 to 1551 and encodes 394 amino acids.